UCCUGAAAAUUUCAGUCAUUAUUUUUUACAAUAAAAAACCAGAUUAACAUUAAUUUUUCCGUUAUUAACCGUGUAAGUGAAUUGAAAAUGAGUACCGUGAAAGUUAUUUCUGAAACAUUUGUUGACAAAGAAAAGAAAGCUGACUUGGAGACCCUCGAUACAGUUCUUGAAGUAAACGAAGCUAUUGGAAGUGAGAUUUUCAAUCGACCAGUUGAAGAAAAUGAUAUCGAAGAGAUUCCUCCUAACAUAUUUAGUCUAAAAGACAUAUUAGAACCAUUAACUCUGCAAUCUUUGAAUAAUGCAAUUUAUGAACUCGGCAUUAUUAAUUUGUGUUGGCCUGAAAUCACAGAACCCGUGUUUGAGACCAGAACUUGUUUUCCAAAAAGCUACUAUACCAAUAAUAAUAAGGAAAGGCUCAUUUUGGCCUACGCGGAAAAUUUUCGACGUCAGUUUCUGUUUCAUUAUAAAUUACGGAAACCAAUUUUGUUGCAGGCGCCAAAUGAGUGUGGUUUACAGAAAAUGGUAUGCACCACAAUUCGACCAACAAAGCUGUGCUACGCUGAUACAAAUACCUGGCAAGGAGUAGCAGCAUUUAUGGCAGACUAUUUCGACUUCGAACCUCUCAACAAACCAAUGCUGCACCCAGAACGAAUAAUGUCACCAUACACAGUGAUAAUAAGACGGAGUGGUAAUCCUUUCGAGCUAGCUCACGUGUUAGUGUCAUGGCUGGUGGGAGCUGGCUACGACGCAUAUGUAGUAGUGGGUUGCGCCAAACGAGAUCUGUGCUUGGCCGUGCGAUAUAGAUCGCUGUGCCCAGAGAUACCAGAUGAAACUGAGGUUAUUGAAGAGCCUCCGCCACCAGAGGAAGAGCCGCGGUACCGUUUAGUACCUCUACCAGAUAUGACAUCAAAAUAUUGCCGGGACAUGGAUAGAAAGGCAGCCGAGAUGCGGCAAGCUGAACUAGACAAGGCGGAGAAUGCGCGGCUGAAAAAAAUUGCGGAACUUGAGAAACCACCGGAUGAUCCGAUAGACGGCUGGCGUACUCACGCCUGGGUCCUUAUACUGCCAGGGUUCAAGGGUAUUGAAGAGCCCUUCUUUAUAGAACCCAGCGAGGGUAAGGACCACCCGAUCAGCGCACCACAGUACCAAAAGCUGGAUAGUGUAUAUAAUCAUGAGAAUUACUAUGUGAAUCUGCAAGGCUGCGAAGAAGGCCUAGGAUCAUUGAACUACGAUCUAGGAGAUAUAAGUUGUUGGGAGCACAUGCUUGCCGGUGAGCCGAACUAUCGACGACAGUUUGUUGGCAUUGACCUCGCGGAUAAGAAGACGGCCUAUGAUACUGAGAAGCACAUGUGCGUGCCCGCCAGCUGGGUUGAGAAGUUGGAUGUAACCGCUGACAAUUAUGAGCAGCGCUACCCCGGCAGCCAUAAGGUGAUCCAUUACAAGAAGGUAUUGCUUGAGAAAUUCGCCCCAUACUCUGAAAGAGACGGCGUUAUCAAGAGAAUCAAGAUAUUUCACGACUACGCACUUACUGUCCCUUUAUUAACAUAUGAAUGGUACAAGCACAGAGUUGAUAAAAUGGAGACAAUGAAAUUGGAUCAUCUCAGCAAAGAAGUGCGGGAAACAUUCAGUGUUGGAAGAAGGGAUAACUUAAUAAAGCACACAUACUCAUUAGAAGCGCCAAUCGUAUCCGUGGAAGGCGAAAGGACUUUAGAAUUCAACUACUAUGCCAGACUUGAUCAUCUCGCGAAGCUGGAGUGCACCUCAAGGACAUUUGACGAAUAUUAUACGAAAAGAAUUGAUAGGCUAGAAUCACGGAAGAUAACCUACUCGGAGCCGACAAAAGCGGAACCAAAACGUCAAGUCAAAGAUAUCGUAGAGACCUAUUCUAGAAACUACAAUAUACCAUCGAAAGACGACAUUUGGAAAAAAAUAUUUCACCUUCCCGAUGAAACAAUUCAACUUCUCUACCAUUACGAUUAUAAUUUCGUGACAAAUAACACGAGACACUUUUUAAAACCGAAUCUGGCUGAGACUGGUGGAAAGAUUCUGUUUUAUCCUGAUAAAACGUCCGGCUACAUUGCCGACCCGUGUGCCAAACAACCUCGACCGUUAGACGUGUAUUACGCUCUUUGUGACAACAUGGAGUGGGAGAACAAGUCACGGAAACACAUCCGAGAUAGAGAGACAGAUAUAAAUGGAUAUUUAAAGCAAAGACAUAAAGAAUUAACCGAGCCAAUGUUGGUAGUAGCUCUCUUCGAUACUGAAAGAAAUGAGGCUGCUAAGAAGGGAUGGAAAGAACAGGAAGCCCAAAAAGCAGAGGUAACAGAACGUGAAAAGGAAGCGGAAAUAGAUCCAUUGGCACCGUACUUGGCCCGGAUGUUUGGGUCUGGUCAUGGAAGUGGAGUGCCGCUUACAAUCAAAGAGGCUACACUGAUUAGGGAACAGUGUCUCAACGAUUUUAAAGCUAAACAAUUGGCGAGGCAAAAUCUUGUUCAGGAAAGAUUUGAUACGCUCAAUGGAGAGUAUAAAGCAAAGAGACUAUGGUAUCUCGCAAAUCAGUUUAUUUUGACCCCUGAGAAAGAGAGCGCCUAUUUUGCUGCAAGUGCUGAACUGGCCUUCAAAGUACACACUCUUGAGGUCCGACUUACACGUCACAAGGAUCUUUCGGCUCCUCGGUUUAAGUACAUGGAAGAGUACUUGUCUAAACACCCGCUCCUUAGAGAAUAUAACAGGAUGAGACAUUAUUAUAGACUUAAAUAGUUUAUUUGUUAAUAUAAAUUUUAUUUUAUAAAAUAAAUGAUUUAUUUAU
This is a messenger RNA of Pieris brassicae (large cabbage white), 2809 nucleotides long. RefSeq names its product dynein regulatory complex subunit 7 (gene lobo). Gene Ontology annotation, biological process: flagellated sperm motility. The transcript is spliced from 14 exons. Bases 88 to 2760 code for a protein of 890 amino acids. NCBI's taxonomy places the organism in Eukaryota, Metazoa, Arthropoda, Insecta, Lepidoptera, Pieridae. Gene Ontology annotation, cellular component: motile cilium. The record is from RefSeq and is a predicted model, not a curated record.